UCCUAAAAUCUACAUUAGGGUUGUGUCUUUUGAGCAAUUAUAAACGAUAGCAGCGAUACUCAAGGCUUUUAAUUGAGUUUCAUUGGAGCUAUACAACUGUGCAUGAUUUUUGGAGUUUCGUUUCAUUCAGAGGACUUGAUUCUAGGAUCUUUCGAGGCCUCUUUGGAUUAGAUUCGAGGAGACGAUUACAAGAUGGCCCAAGAAUGUGAUGCAUAAUCGCUGUAUUUGUUGUGCAGUUGUUUUCAUCAUAUUGUUCUUCACCUUAGCAUUCAUCUCACUUCUAUUUUUUUACAUUGGAAUGUUUUUGAAAAGAUAAAAUAUAAGUUAUACWUAUUAAUACAAUUCAAAAUGCUGGCUCAAAUUUUACGAGAGAUGUACAUUGAUCCUGAUAUUUUGGCUGAGUUGCCAGAAGAACAAAAGCAAAUUUUGUUUGUKAAGAUGAGGGAAGAACAAGUGAGAAGAUACAAUGAGAGGGAAAAAGACUUUGAACACCAGGAAAAUAACACCAUCAAGGCAAAAAACAAAGAAAAUAAGAAAAAYGUCCAUUACCUGAUAGCAGCUGAUGGGAAUCCUUGGGUGUGGGUGAUUGAUGAUGACUUGGAUUUAAAAGCUAAAGAACAAGAAUUAAAAGAAGAUCAGCUUGCAGAGCAGCGAGCUAUGGAACAAGCACACAAGGAAGCUAAGGAGCUUAUGAAGAAAGAACAGGAGAAACUAGAAGAGGAAGAGAGAAAGCUCAAAGAAGAACAAGAACGACUUGAAAGGGAGGAGGCGGAAAAGGAAGCUCGAGUAAAAAAGUUGCAAGAAGAAGCAAGAAAACUCGAAGAAGAAAGAAAAGAAGCGGAACGAAAGCAGCGCGAGGAACGACGAAAGCAGGAAGAAAAACGAAAAGCUGAAGAAGAAGCCAGGCGUAAAGCCGAAGAAGAAAAAGCUGCUCGCGCUAAGAAGGAAAUGGAAGAAAGAAUGAGAAAGAUGGAAGAAAGGAAGCGAGAGGCAGAGAGAAAAGCAGAAGAGAAGAGAAAAGAGUUGGAGAAACAACGACGACAAGAAGAAAUGAAGAGACUGGAAGCUCAAAGACAAGAGGAACUGAAACGAUACGAAGAGAUGAAAAAAGCUCAGGAGCUUGAGCGACAAAAAGAAGAAGAAAGGAGGCGUAAGCAAGAGGAGGAAGAAAAGCGAAGACGCGCGAAAGAAGACGAAGAAAGACUGAAGCGAGAAGCACUAGAGAAACUGAGACUUGAGAAGGAAGCACAACUCAAAGCUAAGAAACUUGAAGAGGAGCAGCGAAAAAUAGAAGAAGAACGAAAACUUGAAGAAGAACAAAGAGAAAAAGACAGAAAACGAAAGUUAGAGUUACAACGACUUCGUGAGGAAAGACUGCGCGAGAAGAUGAAACGAGAAGAAGAGCUCGUUCAACAGGAAAAGCGAAGAGCACAAGAGAUCUACCAAAGUCUAAAGAACGUCAGAGAACAAGUAAAACGAAAAGAAGAAGAAGAACAAAAGCAAUUAGACGAAGCUUGGAAGCUAAGCGAAGAAAAAGCUAAAGAAGCCGAGAAGGAAAGACGAAACUCUGUGAGUUUAGCUCGAAGAGAAGUUUUAAGAGAACGAUGGCUUGCUGCCAAGAGAAGACAUACAAUGGGUAAAACACUAACGAUUGAAGCACCACACAGUCCGCCAACAUUGUCCACUCGUAGUGGGUCAAUAACAGUUAAACCUAACCGUGCUCCUCCACCAGUUCCUAGUCACCCUCCACCAGCUAUCCCCAACAAAAAACCACUUGAGAAAACUCGAUCAAAAUCUCCACCAGAACGACCCCCACCACCAAACCGAAAUCGCCCUUCGUCAACUCAAGGAAAAACAAACGAUUCUCAAGUGCCUGUUUCAAUACCUGUCCCAGUCCCUCCAAAGAGAGGACGAAAACCCAAGUCACGAGUCGAUGUUAUUGAGUGGUUUCGUGAGGAAGAACUUCCAAAGCGGGCCUGUUAUUUGGGCGAAAAUGUUCUUCCAUAUUUCCAUGGAAUAAUUUCACGCCAAGAAGCGGAAGAGUUAUUACUUAAUAAGAAAACUGGUACAUUUCUCGUUCGGGUGAGUGAACGCGUUUGGGGUUACACAAUUACUUAUCGCUCAGARGGACGUUGUAARCAYUAUCUAGUGGACAGCAGUGAAAAUACCUAUCAGUUCUUUGGACAUAACCAAAUAGCGCACCCCACAUUAAACGACCUGGUCGAAUUUCAUAAGAUUCGACCGAUUUCCGGUAUGGGACAAGAAUUAUUGCAGUUCUCGUGUGGACAAGAAAAGGAGCCGCCAGACUACCAAGAACUAGUUGAGCUUGCAAAAGACCAGGARAUGACAUACUUUUGAUAGGUGAAUUGACAAUUUGAGUUGGCACAUCAUAUAUGCAUUUCAGUCUACAGCACGAUCAUAAGCAUUUCCCAAGAAAGCUCUGCAAAAUGGCUUUUUUUUUUUCGUUGCGUCACAAAUUUUCCUUGAAUCGGAAAGAAAACGAAAAAUGUGAUAAUUCAAACAGAUAAUUCAUUAGAUAAUCAAUACGGUUCUCUUGUAGAGAAAUGAUUUAUAUUUUGRAAUCAAAUCACUCAUGUUUUAGUUCACGUCAGAUUUCUAACAGUUUAUUUUUCAGAACACUAAUUUCAUAUCUAUAGUGCAUUUCGGUCUAUAUUGGCAUGCACAUGGUUAAACUCGAAUAUGUUGAAAGGUUGAAUGAUGGAAAAAUAUAAUCCUGGAAUCAUUAGGUUGUUAAUUCUAUAUUUAGAAAAUGAAUUAGUCACACUACCCUGGUUCCAGAGGUUUCUCUGUGUUAUUCUCUGUGAAAAUCUCUCCGUUCUUCGCCGCGAAGUCGAUGUCGCCGCUUCGCGGCGAAGAACGGAGAGAUUUUCACAGAGAAUAACAUAGAGAAACCUCUGGAACCAGGUUAUAGUCACACAAGAAACGAAAAAAAGGAACGAUACAGGAACAUGAGACGUACAUAACCGUUAUGGUUAUGUACUUCUGGGAACAUAUAAGAGCAUUAUGCCAAUAGAAUGUUUAAUCAGAUUAUCUUCGAAAUAGGCAUUACAUUUAACCUGUGAAACACUAACUAAUUCUCAGCGUGUAAAAAUUAAAGUGCAAACACUAAAACCAUGAAAAMCUAAGUUAGRUAGUGCAAAACUGUACUGAAUUAWUAGCAUUAUUAGUCGAACAUAACAGUUUUGGUUCGGCUGCACGUAGAAUAUGAAUUAUGCGAAUUUGUUUGUUUUCUAUUGUCCAAUCAACACUAUUUAGAAUUAAUUAGUGCAAUUUGUUUCUUUCACGCUUUCUAGUGUUUGCACUUUAGCGUUUACACACUGGCUGUGAGACAAAGAGAACAAGAAAACUAUAGAGAAGUCCUGAAAUUAACCCGUGAAACAAAAUAUGACUGUUAACCUGAGGUUGUUAAAUAGAUACUAUUUCACGGUUUGUUUGGCUUCACUCUAGCGUUCUACAUAUUUCACGGGCUUUUGUAAAGUAUCGAUUUUUAGCAAUCACUAUAUAGUUGUUUAAGAGACAUCAAUGACAAGACAGUUGUCAGCUCUACAAAUAAUCCAUAAUUUAAAUCAAUUGAAAKUAAAACCACUGAUUGUUAACGAUAACAAGAUUUAUGAUAAACAAAACAAGUAAUGAUUUUA
Molecule: messenger RNA, 3659 nt
Organism: Exaiptasia diaphana
Lineage: Eukaryota; Metazoa; Cnidaria; Anthozoa; Actiniaria; Aiptasiidae
Product: SH2 domain-containing protein 4B
Exons: 10
Coding region: 349-2358 (669 amino acids)
Cellular component (GO): cytoplasm
Source: RefSeq, a predicted model, not a curated record